AUGGCGUCGUAUAGAGGAGGCCAGCAGGGUGGCGGAUACAACAAUAGAGGGAGAAGAGGAGACGGGGGGAGAGGAAGAGGAGGCGGUGGAAGGGGAGAUAAAAGAAAAGUGAGCUUUCACAGCCAACAUGAUGACAGAUGGGAUGAUGGUCCUUCUUCAUCUGGAAACGAUGACUACAGGAGUUCUAACAGAGGCUACAGAGGUGGAAGAGGAGGACGAGGAGGAGGAAACAAUGAUCAGGGUCGGUGGACUAGAGGAGGUGGACCAAGGGGGCGUGGACGAGAUCGCGGAUACAAUGACCGAGAACGUGAAGAUUACGGUAACGAAAGAGGUGGCUUUAAGUCUUUUAAGGGAAAGAACAGAUAUACUCCUUAUGAUAAAAGCCCACCUGGAGUUGGUGGAAUGAGAAGUUCGGGCGGAGUUUUUGAUAGAAUUGGGCCGAGAGAGCAAAGAGGGCGUGGCUUUAAUCGUGAUCAGUCGGGCGGUCCUAGACGUGAUGUUUUUGGUAGAGGACGUAUGGGCAGUGACAACAGAGGGAGGGGCUGGAGAAAUGAUAGAUACGUUGAGACGACUGGCGAAAGGAGAGUUUAUAAUAGAACGGAUAGUGACAUGAUGGAGGAAGACAGCUCCAGCAUAUUACUAAAAGUCCUAGGUCAAAGAUAUGAUUCCAUUACCAUGUCUCUCAAUCUUAGUGACAUGUUUCAUGAUCCUACAUUACAUGAACAUAAAAUCCGUAGCUCGAUGUUUGAUGCUUCAUUUGUUAAUACUGUUCUUGAUCUUGUUGCAACACAUUGUCCUCAAUUGGUUGCUCUUAAUCUUAGUAACAACAGAUUGCAAAGGCUUCAAGCUUAUUCUAGUCUAAGAGACAAGUGCCCAUCUAUAGAGUCUUUAGAUCUUUCAGGAAAUGAACUACACAGUCCUCAAGAGCUAGAGGCCAUUGCCCCAUUGCCUAGUGUGAAGUCCUUAAUUUUAGAAGGGAAUCCUUUCAGAGAUCAAGAGUUCAGUUCUUAUGCAAGCGUUGUCAGGAAGUACUUUCCAAAUCUAGAACUGCUUGAUGGGAAGCCAUUACCUGAUCCUGUUAAAUUUGAUCUACCAACCAACAUAGGCACCAUACCUCCUUCUCAGAAAGGCUAUCUGGUCAAUGAAGACAUUAGAUCACUUGUAGUCUCAUUUUUAGAACAAUAUUUUUCCCUCUAUGAUGGUGAAACUCGAGAUAAAUUAUUGGAGGCUUAUAGUGAUAAUGCUGUAUUCUCUUUAUCUGUUGACGUGUCUCCACAGCAAAGGGGCCCACCCUUGCAGCAGUAUAUGUCAUCUAGCCGUAAUUUGGCGAGAGUCAAUGAUCCUGGCAAACGGUCUUCUUUAAUCAAACAUGGCCGCAUCGAUAUAGUUCAGUUUUUAAGACAGUUUCCGCAGAGCUGCCAUAUUUCUAGCUCUUUUAGUGUCGACGUCAUGAAAGCUAAUCCAAUGUGCACUGGUUUUAAUGUGUACGGUCUAUUUGGAGAAGCUGGUAGGAUGGACUCUCCUAUCAUUAGAGCUUUUACGAGAACUUUUGUUAUUGUUGCAGCUGGAACAGGUGUGACUCAAGAAGUGGUGGUAGUUUUUAAAGAAAUAUUUUUUUUGAUUGGAGCACAUGUAUAUACUGGUGAUUUUGGAGGAAGACUCAUUUUUAUGUUAAUGGCAGCAACCUUCUCUUCUUCCAGCUUCGUUGUUGCUGGAGUUUGCAGUGUAGCCAUUAAAGAAAGGACCUCUAAGAAUCCAAGUUUCUUUUGA
Messenger RNA from Amphimedon queenslandica, 1770 nucleotides. RefSeq names its product nuclear RNA export factor 1-like. Gene Ontology annotation, cellular component: nucleus. The transcript has 17 exons. The record is from RefSeq and is a predicted model, not a curated record. Bases 1 to 1770 code for a protein of 589 amino acids. Gene Ontology annotation, biological process: poly(A)+ mRNA export from nucleus. Gene Ontology annotation, molecular function: RNA binding; protein binding. Lineage: Eukaryota; Metazoa; Porifera; Demospongiae; Haplosclerida; Niphatidae.